UGGCGUCCCUGGAGAUCGCCCGCUCCAAACUUGCAUAUCCUGCCCGAAUACUACUUCUCGGGCUGCAUGCCCUUGGGACUGUCUUUGGUCUAGCAUAUAACGCCAGAACACCCGACUUAUAUCCCAAUAGCUCACAUCAUUCACUGGCCUGGACGUUGACUGCAGUUGCUAUCUUGGAAUCAAUUAUAAGCAUCCUGAGAAGCUUCUCGCGAUCCCACUCCAUCAAACCCACCUUUGAAGCCAGUCACGAAGAGCAGCCGCUAGUUUCGUCUUCCAGACUUUUUCAAUCAUCCGAGGAGUCCCUUGGCGAUGACCAAACACACGCCACAGACCCGACAUAUUUCCAAUUUCGGAGAGAGAGUCGAUCGAAUCGAUCGAAUCCCAUGAGAACCGACUCCCGCGCUCGGUGGGACUUUUCUUUCUUUCCAUCCCUCGCCGCAGUCGAUGGACGGUAUAAACGACCCCUCUCCUGGACCAAAAGCCGGUCCAAAAUGAUUUCAGCCGAUCGCUUCAUCCCUCUUGUGGCGUCCACAUCUAUCUUUUUCCUCAUGGUAAUGAUCGUCCUAGCGUUUGUUGCUUUCUGCACUGGAAUAGUUACUAUGGCUGGAAUAUUUCAUGGAGUUCAAAUUUUCAAUGGCUUAGCCCAUUUCAUCAAGGGCGGCGUUUUCUUCUUCCUCGGCCUCAUAACUAUGCUCCGCUGCAGCGGCUGCUUUUCUGGGCGUGGCUGGGCGUGGAAUCUCAAAGUCUCGACAAGUUCUCCGUCUCGGAAGUGGAGUGGCUCUGUCACCAUGGAGGGGGUUGAAUGUUUGCUCAUCUUCAUUUAUGGAAUCACCAAUGUUUUCCUAGAACAUCUCUCAGGUUGGGGAGGGGCGUGGACACCACAGGAUCUUGAACAUGUCGCCAUAUCGCUCUUGUUCAUUGGGGGUGGUUUGUGCGGCUUGAUGGUUGAGUCCCGGGCUUCAUUUUCAAGAAGACAAGCGUCGGAAGACUCUCUCACCUUGAACGAAAAGCAGAUUUUGAUACCCGGAUACUCGACAAACCCCGUACCGGCCAUGAUUAUAUUUCUCCUGGGCACAAUCCUCGGUGGCCACCAUCAAGACACAGUGGAGUCUACAAUGAUGCACAAAUGGUUUGGUAAUUUCCUCACAGCAGCAUCGAUAAUGAGGAGUCUCACAUACCUGCUGCUCUACAUUGCACCAGCAAAAUCUAUAUCGCCGUCUCGGCCUCCGUCUGAGCUUGUCACGUCGUUCGGUCUGAUGUCGGGAGGUCUGAUGCUCAUGGCUAGUAAUAGAGACACGGUCGAUGCGAUGAUUGAGAAUCAUCUGAACGCCAUGCUAGUGGCCACUGUCACAAUGGGCAUAACGGCUGUUCUGAUGGCGUGGUGUUUGGCACUAGUUGCCGUAAAUGACUGGGCACAGAGGAGGGAAGGAGGGACGAAAGUACCCAGGAAAGGCUUGGAGUGA
Capronia coronata CBS 617.96 is the source of this 1463-nucleotide messenger RNA. RefSeq lists its product as uncharacterized. Bases 384 to 1463 code for a protein of 359 amino acids. The transcript is spliced from 5 exons. The record is from RefSeq and is a predicted model, not a curated record. NCBI's taxonomy places the organism in Eukaryota, Fungi, Ascomycota, Eurotiomycetes, Chaetothyriales, Herpotrichiellaceae.